AUGCUCGAUGCUGGUUGGUCCAGGAGUGCAGCCCAGGCCUCAUGUCGUCCUGCACUAUCUAUUGCGUCCACUUCACUGUCAACCCUUGGUUCAUCCGUUAUCGCACCAACACCCCCACAGUCACCUCAUCCGCCACUGACGAGUCUUACUGGGGCACUUUUUCAGUUACCUGAAACUUUACUGCUCACCGUCACACCCUACUUUAUUGGAGAGGCAGAUGCAGAUGUGAGGUGGGUCAAAUGGGACGAAGCUUUACACAAGGAACUUGUCGGUGCAAUCACUUAUGAUUACUUUGUAUACCUGUACUGUGGUAUCCUCUACAACAUGCCUGCAGUGCCUGGCAAAUCUGGACCCUAUUACUGUGUCACUCAUGGACGAUACAUUGGUGUUUUCAAUCACUGGGAAGAAGUCACAGAGAACAUCAAAGGCUAUUCUGAUGUGGUUUACACCAUUACUUCGCUCACCAUUGGAGAAGUACUUCUUCGUGCUGCAAUUGACAAGGGUGAAGUACACAUGUAUCCAAAAUGA
Messenger RNA from Suillus subalutaceus, 528 nucleotides. RefSeq lists its product as uncharacterized. The transcript has 3 exons. Bases 1 to 528 code for a protein of 175 amino acids. Lineage: Eukaryota; Fungi; Basidiomycota; Agaricomycetes; Boletales; Suillaceae. The record is from RefSeq and is a predicted model, not a curated record.